AUGAGACACUUUUACAGGCUCCUUGAGGCAUAUUCCCCCCACCCUCCUCCUCAUAACAACACUGAGAGCAGGCGAUCCAUCACCCUCACCCAUCCAACCCUCACCCAUCAAACCCUCACCCAUCCUACUCUCAACUAUCCAACUCACCCAUCCAGCCUUCACCCAUCCAACCCUCACCCACCCAACUCUCACCCAUCCAACUCUCACCCAUCCAACUCUCAACUAUCCAACCCUCACCCAUCCAGCCUUCACCCAUCCAACCCUCACCCACCCAACCCUCACCCAUCCAACCCUCACCCAUCCAACCCUCACCCAUCCAGCCCUUGUCCAUCCAACCCUCACCCAUCCAACCCUCACCCAUCCAACCCUCACCCAUCCGACUCUCACCCAUCCAACCCUCACCCAUCAAACCCUCACCCAUCCAACCCUCACCAAUCCGACUCUCACCCAUCCAACCCUCACCCAUCCAACCCUCACCCAUCCAACCCUCACCAAUCCGACUCUCACCCAUCCAACCCUCACCCAUCCAACCCUCACCAAUCCGACUCUCACCCAUCCAACCCUCACCCACCCAACUCUCACCCAUCCAACCCUCACCCAUCCAACUCUCACCCAUCCAACCCUCACCCAUCCAACCCUCACCCAUGCAACCCUCACCCAUCCAACUCUCACCCAUCCAACCCUCACCCACCCAACUCUCACCCAUCCAACUCUCACCCAUCCAACCCUCACCAAUCCAACCCUCACCCAUCCAACCCUCACCAACCUCACCCAUCCAACCCUCACCCAUCCAACUCUCACCCAUCCAACUCUCAUCCAUCCAACCCUCACCCAUCCAACUCUCACCCAUCCAACCCUCACCCAUCCAACCCUCACCCAUCCAACCCUCACCAAUCCGACUCUCACCCAUCCAACCCUCACCCAUCCAACUCUCACCCAUCCAACCCUCACCCAUCCAACCCUCACCCAUGCAACCCUCACCCAUCCAACUCUCACCCAUCCAACCCUCACCCACCCAACUCUCACCCAUCCAACCCUCACCCAUCCAACUCUCACCCAUCCAACCCUCACCCAUCCAACCCUCACCCAUCCAACCCUCACCAAUCCGACUCUCACCCAUCCAACCCUCACCCACCCAACUCUCACCCAUCCAACCCUCACCCAUCCAACUCUCACCCAUCCAACCCUCACCCAUCCAACCCUCACCCAUGCAACCCUCACCCAUCCAACCCUCACCCAUCCAACCCUCACCCAUCCAACCCUCACCCAUGCAACCCUCACCCAUCCAACUCUCACCCAUCCAACCCUCACCCAUCCAACUCUCACCCAUCCAACCCUCACCCAUCCAACCCUCACCCAUGCAACCCUCACCCAUCCAACUCUCACCCAUCCAACCCUCACCCACCCAACUCUCACCCAUCCAACCCUCACCAAUCCAACCCUCACCCAUCCAACCCUCACCAAUCCGACUCUCACCCAUCCAACCCUCACCCAUCCAACUCUCACCCAUCCAACCCUCACCCACCCAACUCUCACCCAUCCAACCCUCACCCAUCCAACUCUCACCCAUCCAACCCUCACCCAUCCAACCCUCACCCAUGCAACCCUCACCCAUCCAACCCUCACCCAUGCAACCCUCACCCAUCCAACCCUCACCCAUCCAACCCUCACCCAUCCAACCCUCACCCAUCCAACCCUCACCCAUCCAACCCUCACCCAUCCAACUCUCACCCAUCCAACCCUCACCAAUCCAACCCUCACCCAUCCAACCCUCACCAAUCCAACUCUCACCCAUCCAACCCUCACCCAUCCAACUCUCACCCAUCCAACCCUCACCCAUCCAACCCUCACCAAUCCAACCCUCACCCAUCCAACCCUCACCAAUCCAACUCUCACCCAUCCAAUCCUCACCCACCCAACUCUCACCCAUCCAACCCUCACCCAUCCAACUCUCACCCAUCCAACCCUCACCCAUCCAACCCUCACCCAUGCAACCCUCACCCAUCCAACCCUCACCCAUCCAACCCUCACCCAUCCAACCCUCACCCAUCCAACUCUCACCCAUCCAACCCUCACCCAUCCAACUCUCACCCAUCCAACUCUCACCCACCCAACCCUCACCCAUCUAGCUCUCAUCCAUCCAACACACAAGGUUUAAACACACACCACACCUGA
Molecule: messenger RNA, 2175 nt
Organism: Knipowitschia caucasica
Lineage: Eukaryota; Metazoa; Chordata; Actinopteri; Gobiiformes; Gobiidae
Source: the annotation of a GenBank genome assembly